Messenger RNA from Papaver somniferum (opium poppy), 1059 nucleotides. RefSeq lists its product as uncharacterized. The record is from RefSeq and is a predicted model, not a curated record. The coding region runs from base 1 to 1059 and encodes 352 amino acids. Lineage: Eukaryota; Viridiplantae; Streptophyta; Magnoliopsida; Ranunculales; Papaveraceae. The transcript has 4 exons.
AUGGAUAACAUUAUAUCUCAGAAUCAAAGUGCAUUUGUCCCAAAAAGAAGUAUAUAUGACGAUAUCCUGCUAGCCAAUGAGGCUGUCUAUGCUGUCAACCAUCAUAAAAAGAAGGAGGGAAUUAUUGCUAUCAAACUUGAUAUGUCCAAAGCUUAUGAUAAUCCUACUAGCCUUAUCAAACCCGAGAGAGUCUUGAGACAGGGAGAUCCUCUCUCUCCUUAUCUUUAUAUCAUCUGUUUUGAAGCUUUAUUUGCUUAUAUUGAUACUUUGACCAGUAAAGGCAUAGUUGAAGGAAUUAGAGUUUAUAUCCAUAACAGAGAUCUAGGGACGAAGUAUCUUGGCACGCCUAUAGAUUUUCAUUCCUCUAAUAUCCAGACCCAUAUUGCUAUUCUCCAAGAUGUAGAUGCUUGGAUUACCUCUUGGCUUCAUAGACUGUUAUCUCAGGCUUCUAGAACUAAUUUUGUUAAGCAUGUUGGUCGGGUCAUUCCUGUAUACCAAAUGGGUGCAUUUUUUAUUCCCAAGUACCUUUGCAAAAAUAUGGAUUCUCACCUUUCUCAAUUCUGGUGGGGAGAGAUUUUUGACCCUAAGGAUAGGAAACUACACCUUUUAAGAUGGUAUGCUUUGUGCUCUCCUAAGUCUGAAGGUGGUCUUGGUUUUAGGAAAUAUGAACUUAAUAACUUGGCUAUGUUAGUUAGAAAUUCGUGGAAAAUCAUAGAGAACCCUGACAGCCUUGUAGGUAUUGUGCUGAAAGCUCAUUGUUUUCAUAAGACUGGCUUUCUUAAUGCUGCUUGUCCUGCUGAUUGCUCCUGGACUUGGAGAUGCCUCCAUACCAUUAAGGAGAUGAUUAAACCCUUUAUUUCUUGGAUUGUUGGGGAUGGUUCUGCCACCCCUAAUGCAUUAGUCCCUCCAGACCCUUGUGCUAAAGUUUCUUAUUUCAUUGAUGAUGCUACUAGAUCCUGGAAUUUAGAUAAACUAAAUAGUCACUUUGAUGAUGCUUCUGUUCAGAAGAUCAUCACCAUUCCAUUAAGCCAGUUAUGCAAUCCUGAUAGGGGGGCUUGA